Messenger RNA from Cetraspora pellucida, 399 nucleotides. The record is from the annotation of a GenBank genome assembly. Lineage: Eukaryota; Fungi; Glomeromycota; Glomeromycetes; Diversisporales; Gigasporaceae.
AUGACCAUUAUCUCAGUUUUCACCGUUUCCACGAUUGCUGCACCGAUUGGUGCGCAAUCAGCGACCAACGCUCCAACCGCGUCUACCAUGCCCCUUAAAAAACGAUUAAUUGGCAUUCCACUUUCUGCUUUUGGAUCUGGUAUCGGUUUUGGAUCUAGUUUUGGCACCGGUUUUGGCACCUUUGGCAAUACCCUCGGAUUUGGCGGAUUUAAUUCCGAGUUCGGAAGUUCUCAUGCAUCAGGUGGUGCGCUUCUUAAGAAACGUGAUGAAGAUGACGAUAAGCAAAAACGUGGUGAAAAUAAAGUCACAGGAUUCGUUAAACGUGAAAUUCCCGGAACCAUCACUCCUUUACUUAUACCACUUCUAGGAGGUUUUGGUAGAUUUGGAAUGGGUAUUUGA